UCUGCCGGCUUGUCAAGGCUUCAAUGUGUUCCUUGUUCGCGGAGACAUUUGAAGAUGAGAAAGAUUGAGCUGGCCUCAAAUGUGACGCUCGGCUAGCUAAUGCUAAUACAAUACUAGCACAAACACUUGCUAGUCUCCCAAACAGGACAGGAUAAAGUUCCGUUUAUUUUCCCGUGUGCUUAGUGUCCGUGUGACUAUGCUUUAAUUGAGCUCCAUUUUCACUUCCGUUUUCUUUUUUUGUUCUUGGUCCCUUGUGGAAUCCUGGCCGGCACCUCGCUGCCAACCCGCACACCCGCUCCUUGGACAACUGCAGACUGGGGGCCAGCUCUGGAUUAUUCUAUAAAGUAACUUUUAUUUAGUUAGCUAAACUGUUAGCUAGCUGAAUAGAAAAAAGUUUUUGCUGUCCACGAUGUCUGGGAGCGAGGAUGACAGAGAUGAUUACGGCGCGGAAGACCGGUUAAUGCACGAUGACGAAGAAGAGAUUUCCGAGAAUGAGACUCCAAAGGUAAAGAAGAAGAAAAAGGCCAAGAAGAGCCGUGAGAGUAAAAGCAGCAAGCGACGUUCGCGCAGAGAGGAACUCCCCAUCAGCUCGCCGGAGCACAUGGACGUGGGCAGGGCUGAGGCGCCGGAGGACGGCAGCCAUGCUCAGCGCUCGGACAGCGAGGGCAGCGACUACACUCCAGGUCGCAAGAAAAAGAAGCGUGCCACUAGCAGUAAGGACAAGAAACGCAGCGGUGCCGAACGUAGCUCCAAGAAAAAGGAGCCCGAGCCGGAGGAGGACGAUGACGACGACGAUGACGACUUCUCGGAGCCAAAGUCGUCCUCCCAGCUGCUGGAUGACUGGGGCAUGGAGGACAUCGAUCACGUUUUCUCAGAAGAGGACUACCGUUCUCUGACAAACUACAAGGCCUUCAGUCAGUUUGUCAGGCCUCUCAUCGCAGCCAAGAACCCCAAAAUCGCAGUGUCUAAGAUGAUGAUGGUUCUGGGAGCAAAGUGGCGGGAGUUUAGCACCAACAACCCUCUGAGGGGAGCGGCUGCCGCCAACGCUGCUUUGGCCACAGCAAAUGUACCAGCUGCUGUUGACAAUAUGGUGGCAGAGGCUGCACCGCCCCCCGCGCCAGUUCCAGCCCCAGUAGAACCCCAGCCUCCCCCCGCGCCUCCUCUCCGCAAGGCCAAGACCAAGGAAGGCAAAGGUCCUAACGCCCGCAAAAAGUCUAAGGCUGCAUCUAAACCUCCAGAGAAAAAAAACAACGCAAAGACCAAGAAAGUGGCUCCGCUGAAAAUCAAACUCGGAGGCUUCAAUAGCAAGAGGAAACGCUCAUCGAGCGAGGAGGACGAGCCCGACGUGGACAGCGACUUUGAGGACGGCAGCAUGAACAGCAUCUCCGUCUCGGAAGGCUCCAACAGCCGCAGCAGUCGCAGCAAAAAGAAGCCUUCGUCCAAGGCCAAACCCAAGAGGAAGAAAGAAGCUGAGGACGGGGACGGCUACGAGACAGACCAUCAGGAUUACUGCGAGGUGUGUCAGCAGGGUGGCGAGAUCAUUCUGUGCGACACGUGUCCUAGAGCUUACCACAUGGUCUGUCUGGACCCUGACAUGGAGAAAGCUCCCGAGGGUACCUGGAGCUGCCCGCACUGUGAGAAAGAGGGCAUCCAGUGGGAGGCGAGGGAGGAACCCUCGGAAGGCGAGGAGGACAUUGGGGAUGCCGGAGAGAUGGAAGAAGACGACCACCACAUGGAGUUCUGCCGGGUGUGCAAAGACGGAGGAGAGCUGCUAUGCUGCGACUCGUGCCCGUCGUCCUACCACAUCCAUUGCCUCAACCCGCCUCUGCCUGAGAUCCCCAAUGGAGAAUGGAUCUGUCCCCGCUGCCUGUGUGCUCCAAUGAAGGGAAAGGUCCAGAAGAUCUUGACAUGGCAGUGGGGCGAGCCUCCUCCCCCGACACCUGUGCCCCGCCCACCAGACCUCGCGGCUGACGCACCCGACCCCGCCCCGCUGGCAGGGCGACCGGAGCGAGAGUUCUUUGCCAAAUGGUCCAACAUGUCAUACUGGCACUGCUCUUGGGUCACUGAACUGCAGCUGGAACUCCACUGUCAGGUGAUGUUCAGGAACUACCAGAGAAAGAACGACAUGGACGAGCCACCUCCCAUUGACUUUGGUGAUGGUGAGGAAGACAAGAGUGUCAAGAGGAAGAACAAGGAUCCCAUGUACGCAAAGCUGGAGGAGAAGUACCUCCGGUUUGGAAUAAAGAUGGAGUGGCUGAUGAUCCACCGCAUCCUGAACCACAGCGUGGACAGAAAAAAUAACGUGCACUACCUGAUCAAGUGGCGGGAGCUGGCGUACGACCAGGCCACCUGGGAAGCGGAUGACAUGGACGUUCCUGAGUUUGACACCUACAAAGUGCAGUAUUGGAACCACAGAGAGCUGAUGAUGGGUGAUGACGGGAAACCUGGGAAGAAGAUCAAGGUCAAAGGUCGUGUGAAGCGUCCAGACAGACCUCCAGAGAACCCUGUGGUUGAUCCCACCAUCAAGUUUGAACGUCAGCCAGAGUACUUAGACACCACUGGGGGAACGCUGCACCCCUACCAGCUGGAGGGGCUCAACUGGCUGCGCUUCUCCUGGGCUCAGGGCACCGACACCAUCUUGGCUGACGAGAUGGGCUUGGGCAAGACGGUCCAGACCGCCGUCUUCCUCUACUCACUGUAUAAAGAGGGUCACUCCAAGGGUCCAUUCCUCGUCAGCGCUCCGCUCUCCACUAUCAUCAACUGGGAGAGAGAGUUUGAGAUGUGGGCGCCGGACAUAUAUGUGGUGACGUACGUGGGCGACAAGGACAGCAGGGCCGUCAUCAGAGAGAACGAGUUCUCCUUUGAGGACAACGCCAUCCGAGGAGGGAAGAAAGCCUCUAAGAUGAAGAAAGACUCUUCUAUAAAGUUCCAUGUGCUGCUGACGUCGUACGAGCUGAUCACCAUCGACAUGGCCAUCUUGGGCUCUAUUGACUGGGCCUGUUUGGUGGUAGACGAAGCUCACAGGCUAAAAAACAACCAGUCCAAGUUUUUCCGGAUCUUGAACAAUUACCCUCUGCAGCACAAGCUGCUUCUCACUGGAACUCCGCUGCAAAACAACUUGGAGGAACUUUUCCAUCUGCUCAACUUCCUCACGCCAGAGAGGUUCAGCAACCUGGAGGGCUUCCUGGAGGAAUUUGCAGACAUUGCCAAAGAGGACCAGAUCAAGAAGUUACACGACAUGUUGGGUCCGCACAUGCUCAGGAGGCUAAAGGCCGAUGUGUUUAAGCACAUGCCCUCGAAGACAGAGCUCAUUGUCAGGGUAGAGCUCAGCCCCCUUCAGAAGAAAUACUACAAAUUCAUUCUGACCAGGAACUUUGAUGCUCUGAACACCAAAGGGGGGGGGAACCAAGUCUCGCUACUCAACGUUGUCAUGGACCUCAAAAAGUGCUGCAACCACCCCUUCCUCUUCCCUGGCGCAGCAAUGGAAGCUCCAAAACUGCCUAAUGGAAUGUAUGACGGAAGCUCCCUCAUAAAGGGGGCUGGGAAGCUAAUGUUGCUACAGAAGAUGAUGAGGAAGCUGAAGGACGGAGGUCACAGAGUGCUAAUCUUCUCUCAGAUGACCAAGAUGUUGGACCUGCUGGAGGACUUUCUGGAGAAUGAGGGCUACAAGUACGAGCGUAUCGACGGAAGCAUCACAGGAGGGAUGAGACAGGAGGCCAUUGAUCGCUUCAACGCUCCUGGCGCUCCGCAGUUUGCCUUCCUGCUGUCGACAAGAGCCGGAGGUCUGGGAAUCAACCUGGCCACUGCCGACACUGUCGUCAUCUAUGACUCGGACUGGAAUCCUCACAAUGACAUCCAGGCCUUCAGCAGAGCUCAUCGAAUUGGUCAGAACAGAAAAGUGAUGAUCUACCGCUUUGUCACCAAGGCGUCAGUAGAGGAGAGGAUCACGCAGGUUGCUAAGAAGAAGAUGAUGCUGACCCACCUGGUUGUCCGGCCUGGCCUCGGAUCCAAGACGGGCUCCAUGUCAAAGCAGGAACUGGAUGACAUUCUCAAGUUUGGAACAGAGGAGCUCUUCAAAGAUGAGGGAGAGGGUGAGAACAAGGAGGAUGACAGCAGCGUCAUCCACUACGACGACAAGGCCAUCGACCGCCUGCUGGACAGAAACCAGGACGCCACAGACGACACAGAGCUGCAGAGCAUGAACGAGUACCUGAGCUCCUUCAAGGUGGCGCAGUAUGUGGUCAAAGACGAGGACGAGGAGGAGGAAGAGGUGCAGCGUGAGAUUAUCAAGCAGGAGGAGAGUGUGGACCCCGACUACUGGGAGAAGCUUCUGCGUCACCAUUACGAGCAGCAGCAGGAGGACUUGGCUCGCAACCUGGGCAAGGGCAAGCGCAUCCGCAAGCAGGUCAACUACAACGACGGCUCGCAGGAGGACAGAGCCGAUUGGCAGGAUGACCAGUCUGACGGCCAAUCGGAUUACUCCGUGGCCUCCGAGGAAGGAGAUGAGGACUUUGAUGAGCGAACAGAAGCCAACUCACGCAGGCCCAACAGGAAGGGCCUGAGGAACGAGCGAGACAAGCCGUUGCCCCCCCUGCUGGCCAGGGUGGGAGGCAACAUCGAGGUGCUGGGUUUCAACUCUCGGCAGAGGAAGGCCUUCUUGAAUGCUGUGAUGCGUUAUGGCAUGCCCCCACAAGACGCAUUCACCACCCAGUGGUUGGUCCGAGACCUCCGAGGCAAAUCGGAGAAAGAGUUCAAGGCCUACGUUUCUCUGUUCAUGCGCCACCUUUGCGAGCCCGGGGCUGAUGGCGCAGAGACCUUUGCAGACGGCGUUCCCAGGGAAGGGUUGUCACGGCAACACGUCCUUACCCGCAUCGGCGUAAUGUCGCUUAUCCGUAAGAAGGUUCAGGAGUUUGAACACGUCAACGGCCAGUGGUCCAUGCCCUGGAUGGCCGAGCUAGAGGAGAACAAGCGAGCCGCUCAACCCAACUCGCCGGGAAAAACGCCAUCCACGGGAACCCCUGCUGACACCCAACCCAACACGCCCGCUACAGUGGACGAGUCAAAGAGCGAUGAGGCAGUCAAGGAUGGAGAGAAAGACACAAAGAAAGACAAUGAGGCGGACAAAAACGGCCAAGACACCACAAAGACCGCCAGUGAGGUAAUCUCCAUCCCAGAUGACAAUGAUAAGAGUUCGUCUGAGGAAAAGAAGAACGGAGAGGAGCCUAUGGAGGUCGACAAGGCAACCAAUGGAGAAGCAGAGAGCGGGAAGGACGGCGAGAGCGAGAAGAAGAGUCCGGAGGGAGGAGAGGACUCUGCGUCUCCCUCAGAAGCCAAAAUUGAGGGGGUGGAGUCUAAAAGUCAAGAUGCUGAAGUUAAUGGUGAAAUUUUAUACACACUCACACAUCUGAGAUGGAAAAUGCGUGCUAAAUGUUCUUUGUUUCUAGAAGAAAAGACAGAGAAAAUGGACACUGCUUCUCCCGCAGACGACAAGAAAGACGCAAAGGAAGAGAAGGAAACUCUAAAGCCGGAGGAGGCCACCAAAUUGCAGAAUGGCGACAGCAGCAAGGAGAGCGGAACCUCAGCCAGCACUGCUGUUGUCACUGCUGCCACUGCUGCAGCAAUCGAGGAGAAGAAGAAGGCAAAGACCCGCUUCAUGUUUAACAUUGCGGACGGAGGCUUCACAGAGCUUCACUCCUUGUGGCAGAACGAGGAGCGCGCUGCCACGGUGACCAAGAAAACGAAUGAGAUCUGGCACCGUCGCCAUGACUACUGGCUGCUGGCCGGCAUCAUUCAACACGGUUACGCUCGCUGGCAGGACAUCCAGAACGACGUCAAGUUCGCCAUCCUCAACGAGCCUUUUAAAGGAGAGAUGAACCGAGGAAACUUCUUGGAAAUCAAGAACAAGUUCCUGGCCAGGAGGUUUAAGCUCUUAGAGCAGGCACUGGUGAUCGAGGAGCAGCUGCGUCGCGCCGCCUACCUCAACAUGUCUGAGGACCCCUCCCACCCCUCCAUGGCGCUCAACACCCGCUUCAGCGAGGUGGAGUGUUUGGCGGAGUCCCACCAACACCUCAGCAAGGAGUCCAUGUCAGGGAACAAACCGGCCAACGCCGUCCUGCACAAAGUGCUGAAGCAGCUGGAGGAGCUGCUGAGCGACAUGAAGGCGGACGUCACCCGCCUCCCGGCAACCAUCGCCCGGAUACCGCCGGUCGCCGUGCGUCUGCAGAUGUCUGAGAGGAACAUCCUGAGCCGCCUGGCGAGCCGAGGGCCCGAGACCCAGACCCAAACGCAGGCACAGACGCAACAGAUGUCACAGCAGUAGACUGAAGCUUGGCUCUUUACCUCAAAGAAAACCUGCCCCCGCCUCACCUUGACAUUCCUCAUUGGUGCACAUGAUGGACAUUGCGCCCAAGCUUGAAGCCACGCUCAACUCUCACCUAGCCCCGCCCCCCCAUACAGACUUUUGUGGAAGAUGGAAUUUCUUCCUGACUCCGUGUUUAAGGUUGGGGACAGAAAGCUAUUUUAUUAUUUUUCCCUUUUUUUUUUUUUUUUUUCAACUUCUGUAUUAAUAUUAUUGAUAUAAUGUUAUUAUGAUGGUUUUUUGGGACCUA
Molecule: messenger RNA, 6608 nt
Organism: Nerophis lumbriciformis (worm pipefish)
Lineage: Eukaryota; Metazoa; Chordata; Actinopteri; Syngnathiformes; Syngnathidae
Gene: chd4a
Product: chromodomain helicase DNA binding protein 4a
Biological process (GO): chromatin remodeling
Cellular component (GO): NuRD complex; chromatin; nucleus
Molecular function (GO): ATP-dependent chromatin remodeler activity; histone binding; DNA binding
Source: RefSeq, a predicted model, not a curated record